Molecule: messenger RNA, 1266 nt
Organism: Biomphalaria glabrata
Lineage: Eukaryota; Metazoa; Mollusca; Gastropoda; Planorbidae
Exons: 2
Coding region: 1-1266 (421 amino acids)
Source: RefSeq, a predicted model, not a curated record
AUGGAGUUUCAUGGAGACCCUUCUGUUACGCAGUACUCUUUUAAGCACGGAAAGAAACGUCUCCUUUUGCAUGUGGUCUUCUCCAUGAGACGUAAUCAAACGGGACCUCAAAACAGCAGACUUCGAUGGGAAGACCUAACCUUAGACAACACUACUUGUGACAAAGACAACACUACUUGUGACAAAGACAGCACUACUUGUGACAAAGACAGCACUACUUGUGACAAAGACAGCACUACUUGUGACCAAGACAGCACUACUUGUGACCAAGACAGCACUACUUGUGACCAAGACAGCACUACUUGGGACAAAGACAGCACUACUUGUGACAAAGACAGCACUACUUGUGACAAAGACAGCACUACUUGUGAGAAAGACAGCACUACUUGUGACAAAGACAGCACUACUUGUGACAAAGACAGCACUACUUGUGACAAAGACAGCACUACUUGUGACAAAGACAGCACUACUUGUGACAAAGACAGCACUACUUGUGACAAAGACAGCACUACUUGUGAGAAAGACAGCACUACUUGUGACAAAGACAGCACUACUUGUGACAAAGACAGCACUACUUGUGACAAAGACAGCACUACUUGUGACAAAGACAGCACUACUUGUGACAAAGACAGCACUACUUGUGACAAAGACAGCACUACUUGGGACAAAGACAGCACUACUUGUGAGAAAAACAGCACUACUUGUGACAAAGACAGCACUGCUUGUGACAAAGACCGCACUGCUUGUGACAAAGACAGCACUCCUUGUGACCAAGACAGCACUACUUGUGACCAAGACAGCACUGCUUGUGACGAAGACAGCACUGCUUGUGACAAAGACAGCACUACUUGUGACCAAGACAGCACUACUUGUGACAAAGACAGCACUACUUGUGACCAAGACAGCACUGCUUGUGACAAAGACAGCACUACUUGUGACCAAGACAGCACUACUUGUAACAAAGACAGCACUACUUGGGACAAAGACAGCACUACUUGUGACCAAGACAGCACUGAUUGUGACAAAGACAGCACUACUUGUGACCAAGACAGCACUACUUGUAACAAAGACAGCACUACUUGGGACAAAGACAGCACUACUUGUGACCAAGACAGCACUGCUUGUGACAAAGACAGCACUACUUGUGACCAAGACAGCACUACUUGUGACCAAGACAGCACUACUUGGGACAAAGACAGCAGAGUAGUUCUAGGAGAUGAACCAGACUCUUUCUACGAGAUGAACCAGACUCUUUCUGGGAGAUGA